This is a messenger RNA of Mus caroli (Ryukyu mouse), 1494 nucleotides long. It is a transcript of the gene Efna1, whose product is annotated as ephrin A1. Lineage: Eukaryota; Metazoa; Chordata; Mammalia; Rodentia; Muridae. Gene Ontology annotation, cellular component: plasma membrane. The record is from RefSeq and is a predicted model, not a curated record. Gene Ontology annotation, biological process: axon guidance; ephrin receptor signaling pathway. Gene Ontology annotation, molecular function: ephrin receptor binding.
CAGAUUUGUGAUCGUGGUGCCUACUGUACCGUGGAGAAGCCUGUGGGAACCUUACACUGCAGAGCUCUCGUCCUGGCCUGGCCCGGCCCCGCGCUAUGGAGUUCCUUUGGGCCCCUCUCUUGGGUCUGUGCUGCAGUCUGGCCGCUGCUGACCGCCACAUCGUCUUCUGGAACAGUUCAAAUCCCAAGUUCCGUGAGGAGGACUACACGGUGCACGUGCAGCUGAAUGACUACCUAGACAUCAUCUGCCCACAUUACGAGGGCGACUCUGUGGCAGAUGCAGCCAUGGAGCGAUACACACUGUACAUGGUGGAGCACCAGGAGUAUGUGGCAUGCCAGCCCCAGUCCAAGGACCAGGUCCGGUGGAAUUGCAACCAGCCCAGUGCCAAGCAUGGCCCGGAGAAGCUGUCUGAGAAAUUCCAGCGCUUCACGCCUUUCAUCUUGGGCAAGGAGUUCAAGGAAGGACACAGCUACUACUACAUCUCCAAACCUAUCUACCAUCAGGAAUCCCAGUGCUUGAAGCUGAAGGUGACUGUCGAUGGCAAAAUCACUCAUAGUCCCCAGGCCCAUGCCAACCCACAGGAGAAGAGACUCCAAGCAGAUGACCCGGAAGUACAGGUUUUGCACAGCAUUGGUUACAGCGCCGCCCCCCGCCUCUUCCCACUGGUCUGGGCAGUAUUGCUCCUACCACUGCUGCUGCUGCAAUCUCAGUGAGGGUGUACGCUUGCCCUGGCUUAUGGAUUGGAAUGGGACUAAGGGGCAGGGAUAAGUACCCCAAAGCCCCAGCCCUGGGAACCUCUCCCACUACAUGCACAAGACGCCACCAUGAAGCCUUAGAAGGUUCAGUAUUAAGGGUUUUAACCGAAAAGAGUUUAACCAGCCCGACUGUGCCAUCCCUGCCUCCACUUCAGAGGGAUGGAGAAAGAAGUGGAAAAGGUCCUUAACCUGAAGUUUCUACCUUUAAGCCAAAGAAACAAGAUGUGCAGACCUGGCCCAUUAAGAGGGCUCAGUGGGAGAAGGGCUAAAAAGAGCCCGAGGUCAUGCGGUUGGACACUGAACUUGGUAAAGACGUCCUUCUCCAAGGAAGCCAUAAUGUGCAGAUGAACUGACUGAAGGAAAAGCUUGAGACAGCUUCCUGCGGGGGAGCCAGGUACAGGAGAGGCAGCUUGGGCUGACCCAGCAUCUCUGCAAGAUUUCCACCUGCUGGGCUGCCAGAGAGGUUUGUAGCCCGGCCCUGACUGUAUCCUCCCCAUCCCUGGGGCAACAUUCCCUGGAGCUGUGCCAACAGGAGGACUGAAAGCAGCCUGGUUUUAGAGUGUAGAUGUAAGGGCAGUGCCCGUGUGUACAGUCUGUGGAGUUUAGCUUAACGGGCAGGGCCCACAUGUACAGUGUCUGUAUAUAUAUGUGCUGUGUCUGCUCAUUUCUAUGACUGCAGGGUUUUUUUUAUACCGUGUUUUUGGAUUCAAAAUAAAUUGAUGUUUUUUUAUGGACUUGC